CUUUGGAAACACACAGUGAGCGGAGCGUCCGCAGUCGCAGUAGCACUCGAAGUCCGCUUAUCCGCAGCGUUUUCGAAUCUUUCGAACCAUCAUCCAUAUCCGGACCAUCGUGAUCGUGGCCGGAAUCGCGCACUCCCGCCGUACUCGAUGUUCCGGUUUUGUGUGAAAUUGUGUUCCAACGAGAUCCAAACUAUAAUCUCAUCGGAAGGAAAAUCUGAAACAAGAAAGUUCGUUUUCAAAUCAAAGCAUUGCCGGCCCACCGAGUCGUUACAAUUUUGAAAAGGCCGCAUAAAUCGAAAAGUUUACGAGCAAUUCGAGAAAGCAGAAAAUAUAUUUGAUAUAUAUUGUAGUGCUGUGUUUUUUGGAAAUACCUAUAUAAAUGAAUGAAAAUUGAAUUGUUGUUGCAACAAGUUUUAAAAAGUGUGCAAAGUGCAACUGCUCUCUCAAAAACCACGCGUCCAAAAAAAGAAUCGUAAAACUGAAAAAGGCAAAUAAACAUAAAAUAAGCUUGUCACCUCCAACUAUGUUGGCCACUCCAACUUAGGCCCACGAAUCGAGCCGAGAGAUUGCGCCAUUCAAAUAUCCCCGGCUGUAUCAAGGGAAGAUCUGACAUGACAAGACAGUCAUUCGCGUUGAUAAGAUGCAUUAUCAGCGGGGAAGACGAAGAUGAAGAUCCGCAACAGCAAUUGAAGAGUGUUGAACAAGUCUACGAUAUGAUAACCUAAUUUCCUGCCGGGCAAGAGGCGAAAAGUGAUUUUUGUAAAAGUUUAAACGGGCAAGAGAGAGACUCUUCUUCUGUGCGUUAAGCAGCAAAGUCAGUGAAACCGAGUAGCGAACGAAACGAACGAAAGUAAAAAAGAUUUCUCAAACGGGGCGUUCAUAUGUUUCAACGACAUCCCAGGGCGUGGCGCACGCCCAAUAAACUGGCAAACAAACAAUAAACAACUGAGACAGCGACUUACUCGCAAUCCCAGGCACUCGCAGUUGGGGCGAAGUACUGCGGCUCACGGCUCGAAAUCUGUGGUGAUCUUUGAUGCGAAGAAACCUGCGCCUGGACUGGAGGGCCCUGGCCCUGCUGGGCGCCCUCCUCUCGCUCAUCAUCGCCUGGCCGGGCCUGGUCUUUGCGAUGCCCGCGAUGGAGACCCUACCAGCUGCGUCAGCAUCCGUAUCCCUUUUCCCAUCCAGCAGCAUGAACAAUAGCAGUCGACCUAGUAAUAGUUAUAUACAAAGUGAUCAUAGUCGUAGUAGUUUAGUGGCGAGCGUAGUCGUGAGUGAACGUAAUGUAAAUCAAUCCACAAAUCAAAGUAUUAACGCUGAAUUUAAUCAGAGCUUAAGCACACAAUUAACUGCCAUAGCAACCACAGCAAGCCCACCUCCCCACUCAUCAUCCCCCAGCUGGGAGGGCGAGAGCUCCUCCGAACAGCCGGAGGAGGAGCCCCUGGGCUUUGUCAUCUCGGCGGUGCCGAGUCAGCAUCUGGCGGUCCUGUCGCGUACCGAGCGCAGCAUUCGCCAUCAACAGCAGCAAAAGAAGCACCCGCACCAGCACCAGCACCACCAGCAGCAGCAGCAGCCACAUCCUCAUUACCAGCAAGAGUCGCCGACUGGCAAUAAUUUCAUUGGUUCGAAAUCGAAAAGACUGAGCAACCCUAGAAGUAAUCUAAGCAUAAAUAGCAGUAGCAGUAACACUCCCAUCAGCAAUCUGGACCGCAACGAGCGCUCCACCGUGCCCCAGUCGCAUUUGGACUGGUCAUCCCGCAAGAUCCGGCUGUACAUCAAGAAUCACAUGCUGCAGGUGAUGCGGGAUGGAACCGUCAUUGGGAUUCAGGACGAGAACAGUGAAUUUACGAUUCUCCAGCGCUCCACCGUGGAUGUGGGACGCAUCAAGCUGCAGAGUGUGGCCACCUGCCUGUAUCUGUGCAUGGACGCGUGCGGCGCUGCCUAUGGCUCGAAAGACUUCACCGACGACUGCGUCUUCAACGAGAACAUGGGUCUGCAGAACUACAACACGUACUCCUCCACCUACAACUCGAACGCGCGGCGCGUCUUCUACCUGGCCCUCAAUGGCAAGGGAGAGCUGCGUCGCACCCAGAUCUCGGCCAGCCGGUCGCUGCGCAAGCUUAGCACCUACACCAACGCCAUCACGGAGACGGUGCCGCAGGAUCGGGUGGAGCAGCUGAUCGCCAAGAACUUCGGGGCCAAUCGCGUCAAGCACGGCGUACGCCAACUCUGUGAUACGGGCAAGCCGCUGAUCCCGCUGAUCGACGUGGCCCACUUCAAGGCGCCUCCGCAGUGCAGCGGGAGUGGGAGUGGAAGCGGAAGUAGUGGAAGUAGUAGUAGCAGUGGUAGCAGCAGCAGCAGCAGCAGCAGUGCCAGCAGCCUGAUUAGUAUUAGUAACAGUAGUCAAAGCGAGAGCGGCCAUAUUAGCAGUAGCCUUAGCAGUAGCAGUACCAUUAGUAGCACCCUUAGCAGUACCCUUAGCAGUAGCAAGGACAAGAAGAAGCGGCGCAAGUGCCGGCCCCACGAGCAGGAGGAGCUGCACCAGUGCCAGAAGCGGCCGGGAGCUGGAGCGGGUAACCUGCGAAAGCUGGGUCCCAAGGCCCAGCGAUGCAAGGAGCUGCGCGAGAAGGCGGCCGCCGAGGGAGGCCCGCCGCCCAACUGCGGCAAGAAGAAUGGUGGCAAGAAGCAACCAGGUGCAGGGGCAGGUGCAGGUACUGGCCCAACAGAGGGCAAGGGCCUGCAGCAGCAGAGGGGCAAGGGCAACAUCCAGCCGGGUGGCAAGCGAAAAGGCAAUAAAGCCGGAAAGCAGCGGCAGAAUGGCGGCGGCAAGAAGCAGCCACAGCAGCAACAACAGCAGCGGCAACACCAGGCCAAAGCUGGGCCCGGUGGCAAGCGAAAGCAGCGGAAGCAAGACCUGAUCUCCACCAGCACCACCACCACCAUGGCGACCAGUCUGGCCACGCCGCCCGAGAGCCACUGGGAGAGCAGCUCGCCCCUGCCGUCCUUGGCCCUCAGCGAGACCAGCGAUCGUGUGGAGCGCAACGUGCGCUUGGCCAGCGGCGAGGAUCUGGAGCAGGAUGCCGAGCAGGAGCCAGAGGAGCCGGAGGACGCCGACACCGACGGCGGCUCCAUGGAGGAUGCUAGCUACGAGGACGCAACCUCCGAGGCGCAGGGACGCAGCAGCGCAGUCGGCGACGAUUCGCUCUACUACGAUUUCCUGUGCCUGCAGAUGGUCGCCUGGGCUUUCCUCCAGACCCGAGUCAGACUGUAAAGGGAUCCCUCGAUCGAUCGACGGAGAUAAUUCGCACAUUGGACCACCGAUCCACACAACAAAGCUAAAGUUCCUGAUCUUUAAGCAUAAGAGUUCUACCUUUAAAUCUACCCAUAGAAUAUUCUAUUUUUCGUAUUUAUCAUUAAGACUGAAGGCAGAAAUCGAGCAGACAACUAAGCGCGAACUACUGUAAAUA
Messenger RNA from Drosophila kikkawai, 3464 nucleotides. The record is from RefSeq and is a predicted model, not a curated record. Lineage: Eukaryota; Metazoa; Arthropoda; Insecta; Diptera; Drosophilidae.